This is a messenger RNA of Durusdinium trenchii, 809 nucleotides long. The record is from the annotation of a GenBank genome assembly. NCBI's taxonomy places the organism in Eukaryota, Dinophyceae, Suessiales, Symbiodiniaceae.
GCCACGGAAAACUGCUCGGUGUAGUGGUCGUGGGCGGACAACGCCGGCGCGCAGUGCGUUGGCAGGCUGGCGGAAGCCGACGGCUGCCGGAGCUGGACGAGGCGCGCAAGGGAUGUGUAGUGGAGUAUGGAGUGAAGCUAGGGGAUGCGAGUGGCGAGAGCUUCGUGCUCCCCGGCGGGCAGACCUGGAGGAGUGUGGAUGCGGCGGCGCAGGGCGCUGCCCAUGGUAUAGGGUACAAUUCAAGGGCCACGAUGGUGUUGCUCGUGACCACCACGGGCAUGUUUUGUGACAAAGCUUUGUGGAGCAUCGUGUCUCGCCAGAAGGGCUCGGCGCUGCAGCCGGGGCGGAAUAGGAGCUCUUGCGGGGCAAUCUAUGUGUUCUCGGAGCUUGGUGGCAAGGUAGACAGGAAGAGGCAAGGGCAGCAUGAGGGGCAUUGGUCUGUCGCACAGGCGCGGCAACAGGGGAUCGGGUACACCGGAGCUGGAAGAGUGGAUUCGCGGGAGAUCCGAAGCGGGUGGAGCGACAGGGCGCUGCCCAUUAGUUUCAUGGCCGGAGGGAAGGGGACUGUGCGGCAGACUUGCCUCAGGGCCGAAGUGGUGGCUGUGAAGGAGAACAAGGCGCCGAGGUUGCUGCAGGGGCCGGAGGAGGUGGCUCAUAGAGCGAAAAUGUUUCGCGGCACGGGGGCUGAUAUCUGGACUAGACACAGUCUGGUGCAGAAGGCGAUCGCAACAGGCAGCACGGAUUGGGAGGAUGCGGCCGAGGAGAUGAUGCUGCACUGUGUUCAGAUCUGCUACAAUUCAGCCGCGAGA